AUGUUAGCAGAUCGUAAAAGAAGAAAAAUAACUGUUUACAAUUCAGAUACUGGAGAAAAAGAAAUAAUAAAUCCUUCAGAAGUAAGAAAAAUACCUGUUCUUUUUAAACAAUCUGCUAAAAUCUAUUAUGAAGCAGGUGAAGAUGGAGAUAUUGGACAUUAUUUUACUGGUAGAGGAACAGAAACAUAUAUACAGAUCAAUGAACGGAAAGAUUGUUUGCUAAUAGCUUAUCAUGAAUCAUUAGGUAAAAAAGUAAAUGAAAAUAUUAUAGGACAAGAACGAGUAUCACUACGCCGUUAUACUGCUAAACAUUCAGAAAAAUAUGUUAGAGGUAGAUGGGAGAUUGAUUUGAAUAGACGUAAUCAGAUGAUAGGUGGUAUAGCAAAGAAAAACCUUUACAUCUUCAAUCCUAUCACUGUAAUGCAGGAUGGUUCUAGAAAAAGAAAUAAAAUAUAAAUUAAUACCUGAAGCUAUGAAAAAAUUAAGGAAUGAAAAUGAUAAACUAGAGGUAAUUACGUCUCAGCCAUUUCAGGCGGGUACAAUAAAGCAAACAGAUACUGUUCGCUUAGAUGAUCAGAAUUUUACUGGAAAUAGUGACUAUGUUAAUUUUCAAGUGCAAAUAGGUGGACAGAGAUAUGAACAUCAACGUAGGGAUGGUGACCGAUCAAUUCGUCGCGAGUCAAUUCGUCGCGUUCAAUUCGUCGCAAUCAAUUAGUCGCACAUCAAUUCGUCGCAAUCUAUUCGUCGCAUCAUUCUCUCAUUACAUAUUUUUUUAUGAUAGUCAACGGGGAACGCCGAUUAUUCGAAUUAGUUAUGUUUAGUAAUUUAAAAAUACUAAGUAACAUGUUUUUCGAGAUAUUAUUCGAUGACUGACAUGUUGGAGACAUAUAUGUAAAACUUGAAACUUGAAUUCAAUUGAGUUUUCAAGUUUCAAGUUUCAACUUUCAAGUUACUACGAAAGGACUGGCCGCAAAAGAACUAGCCGUGAAGGGACUGCUCGUGAAAGGAGUGGCCACAAUACGACACACAUCACAUUGCCGCUGCUGUGGGUGCCGCGAAAGAACUGGCCACAAAAGGACUGACCGCGAAGGAACUGACCGCGAAAGGAGGUGCCACACUUCGACACACAUCACAUCGCACCUGCUGUGGGUGCCGCGAAAGAACUGGCCGCAAAAGGACUGACCGCGAAGGAACUGAUCACGAAAGGAGUGGCCACACUACGACGCACAUCACAUCGCAGCUGCUGUGGGUGCUGCGAAAGGAGUGGCCACACUAUGACACACAUCACAUCGCACUUGCUGUGGGUGCCGUGAAAGGACUGGCCGCAAAAGGACUGACCGCGAAGGGACUGAUCGCGAAAGAAGUGGCCACACUAUGCGCACAUCACAUUGCAGCGGCUGUGGGUGCCGCGAAAGGACUGGC
Molecule: messenger RNA, 1422 nt
Organism: Rotaria sp. Silwood1
Lineage: Eukaryota; Metazoa; Rotifera; Eurotatoria; Philodinida; Philodinidae
Source: the annotation of a GenBank genome assembly